Messenger RNA from Macrosiphum euphorbiae (potato aphid), 294 nucleotides. NCBI's taxonomy places the organism in Eukaryota, Metazoa, Arthropoda, Insecta, Hemiptera, Aphididae. The record is from the annotation of a GenBank genome assembly.
AUGGCUGACGACGAAGCAUAUACGGCGGACGAACCUACGCUGACCAUGGGGCCGAAAAUUGUCUGUAUAACUGAGCUCUGUAACCAACAACCGUUGCCGACGACAUCGACAUCGUCCGAAGACUUGCAGGUGGAGGCUGUUCAGAGGUCUUUAAAUUUACCACCACUAUCCCUGUUCCAGAAUGACAAACAGUCUGUUGGAAGCUUGCAGGAGUGCGAGUUCCACACCCAUAGCGAGUGCAAUUAUUCAUCGAAAGACAACGCAUGUAGGUACAUGGCACACGACGAAAGAUGA